AUGUUCCGACAAGCCUUGUCGCAGUCCAACGUGACCCGGCUGGGUCUGGUGGAGCGGGUGUUGUCGUCCAGCGUGACCUCGGCGGCCUGCCUGGUCUUCCUCUUCAUCAACGUCGUGAUGAUGCUCACCUUGAGGAGCAAACGGGUGUUCCGGGAGACGUCUCGCUACAUCCUGCUCUUCCACCUCCUCCUGGCGGACACGCUGCAGAUGGCCAUCAGCCAGGUGUUGUACCUGCUGCACGCCUACCGGGUCAUCCUCACCUACCCCCAGUGCGGCGUCCUCGUCAUGCUCACCAACCUCACCAAUGACAUCACCCCUCUGGUGCUGGUGGUGAUGUCCCUGGAGAGAUACGUGGCGGUGUGCCACCCUCUCAGACACGCCUCCAUCAUCACCGUCAGGAACACGGGGGCGGCCGUGCUCUCCGUUUGGACUUUCUCGUUCCUCCAGGUUCUCACCGUGGUGCUCAUACUGCUGCGGUUUCCCUUCGACCAGCUGGAGACUCUGAAGAUGCCCGAGCAGUGCAGCAGCUCCAGCAUCAUCCUCCUGCCCCUGUCUGAUCAAUACCGAACGGGCUACACGGGGUUUCUGUUCGGCUCGGCGAGCUUGGUCAUCGUCUGCAGCUACAUCGGCGUGGCGGUGGCAGCCAGGUCGGCGUCCACGGACGGGCAGUCGGCCCGUAAAGCCCAGAAGACUCUGCUGCUGCACCUGUUGCAGCUGGGCCUCACCGUCCUGUCUGCGCUCUACAACACCACUUUGAUGUUUAUGGCCAGGGUCACCCCGUGGGUUACUUUUAUACGAAUGCAAUCUUUUAUGUUUGUGUGUUUUUUCUUCAUGCCCAGAUGUAUGGGCUCGCUCAUCUACGGCCUGAGGGAUCAGACCAUCCGAGCCGUCCUCAUGCACUAUUUCUGCUCUCCGUCCAAAGUGGCGGUCGCUCACGUCAAAGCUGUGAUCGCGUCCUGA
This is a messenger RNA of Nerophis ophidion (straightnose pipefish), 960 nucleotides long. Its product is annotated as odorant receptor 131-2-like. The coding region runs from base 1 to 960 and encodes 319 amino acids. The transcript has a single exon. Gene Ontology annotation, molecular function: G protein-coupled receptor activity. NCBI's taxonomy places the organism in Eukaryota, Metazoa, Chordata, Actinopteri, Syngnathiformes, Syngnathidae. The record is from RefSeq and is a predicted model, not a curated record. Gene Ontology annotation, cellular component: membrane. Gene Ontology annotation, biological process: G protein-coupled receptor signaling pathway.